Messenger RNA from Sus scrofa (pig), 1543 nucleotides. NCBI's taxonomy places the organism in Eukaryota, Metazoa, Chordata, Mammalia, Artiodactyla, Suidae. The record is from RefSeq and is a predicted model, not a curated record.
GGUAAAAUAAACAAACAAACAAAUAAAUAAAUAAAUGGGACACACGCACCCUGGCCCGCAAACCCUAAGGUGUUUUAGCAUGAGAGGCCUGUCCCCUUGGGGUUCAGGGCCAGGCCAUGGAGGAGUCGGGGUUCUGGGGUGCCUCCUUCCUGCCCAGAGGAACUGGGCGGGCCUGGCUGACAGGUCCAGCGGCAUAGCCGAGCUGACACUCAUCUCCAGCAUAAAACCCCACUUCAUGGAGCCCUACACAUAGAGCUAGUGGUCACGGAGCUCCUGCCACAGCAGUCCCCUGCCCGGCAGGCACUCCAGCCAGGCUGAGACCAUGGGGCAGGUGCCAGCUUUGGCCCUGCUCCUGCUGCUGCUGCUGCGGACUGGGACUCAGGGGGCCGAAGCCUCAAGUGGGUCACCUACCCCAUGUGGGAUUGUCCCCUGUCUGUCAGGUCCUGGGACCAGAUCUUUACCUGCGUCAUCGUCAUCCCAACAUCCUCCCCCUACUCCCCACCGAGUGUGUGGGCGCCAGAGGACGCUGAACCGGUUGGUGGGCGGGCAGGAUGCCUUGGAGGGCGAGUGGCCGUGGCAGGUCAGCAUUCAGCGCAACGGAAGCCACUUCUGCGGGGGCAGCCUCAUCACAGAGCAGUGGGUCCUCACCGCCGCGCACUGCUUCUCCAACACCUCGCAAACAUCCCUGUACCAAGUCCUGCUGGGGGCGCGGCAGCUGGUGAAGCCGGGGCCGCACGCCGUGUACGUGCAGGUGAAGCGGGUGGAGAGAAACCCCCUGUACCAGGGCAUGGCCUCCAGUGCCGACGUGGCCCUGGUGGAGCUGGCGGCACCCGUGACCUUCACUGAUUACAUCCUCCCCGUGUGUGUGCCUGACCCUUCCGUCGCCUUUGAGACAGGCUUGCGCUGCUGGGUCACGGGCUGGGGCAGUCCCAGCGAACAAGAACGCCUGCCCAACCCCCGGGUCCUGCAGAAGCUCGCCGUGCCGGUCAUCGACACGCCCAUGUGCGACAGGCUCUACAGGACAGAUGCCGAGGAGUCGGGCUUCCAGCCGAAAACCAUCAAGGACGACAUGCUGUGUGCCGGCUUCGCGGAGGGCAAGAAGGACGCCUGCAAGGGAGACUCGGGCGGGCCCCUGGUGUGCCUUGUGGGCCAGUCCUGGCUGCAGGCCGGGGUGAUCAGCUGGGGCGAGGGCUGCGCCCGCCGGAACCGCCCAGGUGUCUACAUCCGGGUCACCUCCCACCACGACUGGAUCCAUCGGAUCGUCCCGGAACUGCAGUUCCGGCAGGCGAGAUCGGGUGGCCAAAAGCGGGGCCCCCGGGACCGGCAGAUCGCGGGUCGAAACGCUGCGCCCUGCCUGGCAGCCCAGGCUGUCCUCCUGGUCCUCCCAGCCCUGCUCGCCUUCCUCUGAGCCUCAGGCUGGUGGGCAAGUGGAGCCCGGGGCCUACGGUGUACAUUUGUAAAUAAUCCUCCUGCUCCCCCUCUCUCAGAUGCCCACGUAUUUUUAUUUAUGUUCAUGCCAAUAAAAACCCAACUUGCUCCGCUG